UCAUUGUAUCAGAUUGGGACAGAAGGAAGCAGAAGAAAAAGACCGGAGAGCUGCUGAGCUUCGAGAUAUCCUGAGCUGCUAAAACCCCACUGCCUGGCACAUAAACUGAAGGGAUGGCAGCCAUCCGGAAGAAGUUGGUGAUAGUUGGAGAUGGAGCUUGUGGCAAGACGUGUCUUCUUAUCGUCUUCAGCAAGGACCAGUUCCCUGAGGUCUACGUCCCCACAGUGUUCGAAAACUACGUUGCUGACAUAGAGGUUGACGGCAAACAGGUGGAGUUGGCUCUUUGGGAUACAGCUGGUCAGGAAGACUAUGACAGACUGAGACCCCUCUCCUAUCCAGACACUGAUGUCAUCCUCAUGUGCUUCUCCAUAGACAGCCCUGACAGCUUGGAAAACAUUCCAGAGAAGUGGACUCCGGAGGUCAAACACUUCUGUCCAAACGUCCCCAUCAUCCUGGUAGGAAACAAAAAAGAUCUGCGUAACGACGAGCACACACGUCGAGAGCUCGCCAAAAUGAAGCAGGAACCCGUGAAGUCAGAGGAAGGCCGAGACAUGGCCGGACGCAUCUCAGCAUUCGGUUACAUGGAGUGCUCUGCGAAGACCAAGGAUGGCGUACGGGAGGUUUUUGAGAUGGCCACCAGAGCGGCGCUGCAGGCCCGUCGUGGAAAGAAGAACAGUAAAUGUGUACUGCUGUAAGACAGCAGACACGUUUGGACUGUUUUCACCCUGCGCUGUUAUACCUGGGGAUAGGGCUCAGUAGAGAUGCAGGGAUUACUA
This is a messenger RNA of Austrofundulus limnaeus, 776 nucleotides long. RefSeq names its product ras homolog gene family, member Ab (gene rhoab). Bases 114 to 695 code for a protein of 193 amino acids. NCBI's taxonomy places the organism in Eukaryota, Metazoa, Chordata, Actinopteri, Cyprinodontiformes, Rivulidae. Gene Ontology annotation, molecular function: GTP binding; GTPase activity. The transcript has 5 exons. Gene Ontology annotation, biological process: small GTPase-mediated signal transduction. The record is from RefSeq and is a predicted model, not a curated record.